AUGGUGCGCUCCAUCGAGAUCAAAUCAGAUGGAGACGUGUUUCAUGAAAUCUUCAGAGACAGACCACAUCACAUUUCUACAAUGAGCCCAACUUAUAUCCAGGGAGUUGAUUUGCAUGAUGGCGACUGGGGAAAAGUUGGAUCUGUUAUCUUCUGGAACUACACUCAUGGUAAACUGAAUUCCGCAAUCAUCUUCUUAAGGGAUGCAAUAUUAUUACAGCUUGUGAAACUGGAACUCCGGAACGUGAUUGAAGGAGAUCUUAUGGAGCUGUACAAGAGCUUCGUCUUAACUGUCCAUGUUGACACAGUUGAGAAAAACAACUUAGUCACUUGGACACUUGAAUAUGAGAAGAAAAAUGAGAGCGUUCCAGAUCCGGAGUCACUCAUGGAAUUCUGCCUUCAAGUCACUAAGGAUAUCGAGACUCAUCACCUCAACUAA
Oldenlandia corymbosa var. corymbosa is the source of this 438-nucleotide messenger RNA. NCBI's taxonomy places the organism in Eukaryota, Viridiplantae, Streptophyta, Magnoliopsida, Gentianales, Rubiaceae. The record is from the annotation of a GenBank genome assembly.